AUGGGGGCCAUGAGAGAUCUUUGGAUCCGCUGGAAAAUGCUGCGCCUUCCAUGGCGCAAGCGAUUCCUCGUCGGUCAAGAUCUUGUAGGAAACACAUACUGGGAGUUUCGAGACGCUCUCAACCACAACAGAAUGCGACGAAUGGUCAAGGCCGACCGUAAGACCCUCUAUGCCGACGUCCAGAUCUCGCCUCAAUGGCAUCAAUGGCUGCGACAGACUCGAUCGGAUCCACCAAGUCUGCAGGAACAAGCUGCGGAUCUGCAAAGACAGGCAACCUUAAAACACAAUGCAAGGCUGGCGGAUGAACGAUGGGCAGCCAAAGCAAAGUAUAUUGAGAAGCCAAAGUCGACUGUCACACCACAGCUUUCAGGUGAUCCUCAGAAGGAUAGAGCAGCGGCUGAAAGCAUGCCUGGACCACCUCCUCGACCCGAAAAGAUCAAGAGUGGUGUUGAGACUCCUGCUCCGCCGCCCAAGGAUCCAUGGAAGCAGGUCGACGAGAAAGCCUCAAACCCUGGAGCAACAUGGGCCCCUGAGUCGUGGGUUCCUGGGUCUUCCAAACGCUGA
This is a messenger RNA of Exophiala spinifera, 564 nucleotides long. RefSeq lists its product as uncharacterized. Gene Ontology annotation, biological process: mitochondrial respiratory chain complex I assembly. Bases 1 to 564 code for a protein of 187 amino acids. The record is from RefSeq and is a predicted model, not a curated record. The transcript is spliced from 2 exons. Gene Ontology annotation, cellular component: membrane. NCBI's taxonomy places the organism in Eukaryota, Fungi, Ascomycota, Eurotiomycetes, Chaetothyriales, Herpotrichiellaceae.